AUGCGUGACCCAGCCGAGUCCGUCGGAGAGCGACGCGACCACGUGUGCAGGCUGCACGACCACGUGUGCAGGCUGCACGACCACGUGUGCAGGCUGCACGACCACGUGUGCAGGCUGCACGGACCACGCUGCACGGACCACGUGUGCAGGCUGCACGACCACGUGUGCAGGCUGCACGGACCACCCGUCAUCGUCGUCAUCUGCUCUCCUCUCCCGCACCCCGAGCAGCUUGCCGUGGAGGUGGAGCGCCUCUCGGGGAGUCAGCGGCAGCUGGAGGAUGAGCUGCGUGACCUGGAGGACAAGAAGCAGUCGGUUGCGCACUGGGAGGCACAGAUCACCGAGAUCAUCCAGUGGGUCAGCGACGAGAAGGACGCCCGCGGCUACCUCCAGGCCCUCGCCACCAAGCUCAAUGAGGACCUCGACUCCUUGCGCAACUCCAGCCUCGGCGCCAAACCCAUGAACACACUGAGCCCUUAUUGCCACAACUACACAGAGUCCGAUGGCGCUAGGCAGGACACGCUGUGGAAGACGAGGCGCAGCCAGAAGGUGGAGAUGUCCGCGCGGCUGGAGCUGCAGUCUGCGCUUGACGCGGAGAUCCGUGCCAAGCAGGGCGUGCAGGAGGAGCUGACGCGAAUCAAGGCCACGCACAUGGCCACCGAGGGGAAACUGCAAGAGACUGAGAAGAAGAACAGCAGCCUCAUGGCAGAAUUGGACAUCCUUAAGAAAGAAGUGGCCGAGAUGAAAAGGCAACCAGACAAAGGUCUCAAACAACAGGACUCGAGGAACUCCCUCGUGCGAUAUUAUGAAACACCGUCGUCACCGGUCGACAAGCCAGACGAUGCAGAGCUGCGUCCCGGCCCCGUCUCUCAGCUGUCGCGCGCCACCUCGCUGCCUGUGCACUCCACGGCUGCACAGCCCAAGCCAAAGGCGCAUUCGCUGGUGGUGCGGACAUUCAGCAGCCCCACCAAGUGCAGCCAGUGCAGCUCCCUCAUGUUGGGCCUGGUGCGGCAAGGCUGCGCAUGCGAAGUGUGCGGCUUCUCAUGCCACGUGACGUGUGCCGAGAAGGCACCCCAGGUGUGCCCCAUCCCGGCAGACCAGACACGCCGGCCUGGUAUCGACCCGCAGCGUGGCACCGGCACUGCCUACGAGGGAUACGUGCGGGUGCCGAAGCCAGCGGGCGUCAAGAAGGGCUGGCAGAGGGCGUACGCGGUGGUGUGCGAUCUCAAGCUCGUUUUGUUCGACAUCCCCGAGGGCAAGACGGCACUGCCAAAUGUGGGGGUCAGCCACGUCAUCGACAUGAGGGAUGAGGAAUUUUCUGUGAGUUCGGUCCUCGCCUCCGACGUGAUCCACGCCAACCGCAAGGACGUGCCCUCCAUCUUCAGGGUGACGGCGACGCAGCUGACGACACCCCGUACGAGGUUAUCGACGCUGAUCCUCGCGGACACCGAGACGGAGAAGGAGCGCUGGGUGGGCGUGCUGAGCGAGCUGCAGAGGCUGCUCAAGCGCAACAAGCUCAAGGACCGUGCCGUGUACCAGGCGCGCGAGGCCUUUGAGAGCGGCCUGCCCUACAUCAAGACCACCCUGUCCGCCGCCGUCAUCGACCACGAUAGAAUAGCACUUGGAGCGGAAGAUGGGUUUUAUGUGCUCGAAGUCACCAAUGAUGUGAUCGUGCGCGUGGACGACUGCAAAAAGGUGACGCAGAUCGAGCUGAUCCCGGAGGCGCAGUUGGUGGCCGUGAUCACCGGCCGCAACCGUCAGCUGCGCCUCUACGUGUGGAAGGCGCUCGAGGGCUUGGAGCAUGAGCCCUACAAGGUGCCCGAGGCCAAGAACUGCCAGGCGAUCGCGGCAGGGCGUCCCAGCGGGCUCGGCGCCGCCGGCUCGGCCCUCCUCUGCCUGGCCAUGAAGCGCCAGCUGGUGUGCUACGAGCUGAUGGGCGGUGCUGCGCGCACGCGCCACCGCCGGAUUCGCGAGUACCAGCUGCCCAACGUGGCGCAGUGGCUCGCGGUGCUGUCGGAGGGCAUCUGCGUGGGAUACCAGUCCGGAUUCGCCAUCUACGCCACCGGGGCCGGAGAGGAGGCGUCGGGCCACUGCCUGGUGCAGGCCGAGGACCCCUCGCUGAGCUUCCUGGCGGCGGGCGGUGGCGCUCCAGCAGACGCUCUGUGCUGCGUGGAGAUCGUGGGCGGACCCGGCCCGGCACGCGAGUACCUGCUGUGCUUCUCCUGUGUGGGCAUCUACGUGGACCGGCAGGGCCGCCGCUCGCGCCAGCAGGAGCUCAUGUGGCCAGCACCUCCCACUGCGUGCUGUUACAACCCUCCGUACCUCUCGGUGUACAGUGAGAACACAGUCGACAUCUUCAACAUCAUCACCAUGGAGUGGAUACAGACACUGCCGCUGAAAAAGAUAAAGCCGCUGAACCCCCAGGGCACCCUGAACCUCCUCCCCUCCGAGCCCGUGCGUCUCAUCUACUUCCAAAACAAGCAAGCAGAGGGCGAGGACCUGCAUGUGCCUGAGACGUCGGACAACAGCCGGAAGCAGCUGAUCCGCAUGCGCAGCCGGAGGCACUUCUCCUACCGUGUGCCGGACGACGAGAAGAUCUCCUUGAGGGAGAUGAUUAUACGGGACCCAGACCUGCGCUCCAAGCUCAUCUCCGGUCCCACCAACUUCAACCACGUGGCGCACAUGGGCCCCGGCGACGGCAUGCAGAUGCUCAUGGACCUGCCCGUGCGCUCGUCGACGAUCCACGAGGAGCACCCGCAGGAGCGACCGCGCCCCGCCAUCUCGGGCUCCUCCAGCAUGGCAGCCAUGCCGCGGCACUCGCACGCCGGCCUCUCCACCAGCCCCAGCUCGCUUGCCCAGAACGGCAGCGCAGGGCGGAGGGAGGCGGGCGGCGCGACAGGCGGUGCCGGCCUGGGCAGUUCCGGUAGCGGGGGCUCCGGUAGCAAGAAGUGGCCCGUGGCGUCACCUUCGGACGGGUCCCUCUCGUCGGGCGGCCCCGACCAGCACAGCGAGGGCCACGGGCCCCGUGCCGACUCGGAGUUUGAGCGCGAGGACUCGGACUCUCCACGCCACUCCACGGCCUCCAACAGCUCCAACCUCAGCAGCCCGCCUAGCCCGCUGUCUCCACCGCGCAACCAAGGUGGCGGCAGCAGCGGCGGCGCUGGUGGCGGCGGUUUGGGCGGCCACUCCCCGUGGGACCUUUGAGUCUGGGCACGCGCGACACCCAACGGCGGUGUUGGUGGUCGCAUGCCCGCGCCAUUCCUCCUCGAUCGCCCCCGAUGGUGACGACUGCAACGACGAGGACAAGAUGGGGGGGGGGGUGUGCCCAAAACCGGUGCUGGGAGUGUUGGGGGGGGUGGGGGGGGGGUCUGCCCAGCCACGUUUGUCUUUUGCCUGAAGGGAGCCCCGCCAGGUGACCCCGCCCGUGCCCCACCCCGCCGCAGCCUGCGUGGGAGCGAUGGAACGUCGUGUUCCUGUGGGGCCUCGGGGCUCCACGCGCCAGAUGCCCCACACCGCUGCCUGUGAAGGGACCCCGGGCCCACCCACGCACGCACGCACUCACUCACACUCGUUUUCUAUUCCUCUUUGUGUUGCUCCCCUCUCCCAACCCGGGGCUCCUGUGCCUGUCUACGGAGACAAGGGGAGGGGGCAGCUGGGAGUGUUAAAGAGAGUUUCGUUAUAAAUACCGAUAAUAUAAUAACUAUAAUUACAGUAAUUACCGAUUUAAAGAAAAAAAAUUGAGAAACAAAAGAAUUAACUUAAAAUUGUCCUGAAUUUUGUUCCACUUUCAGAACAUGCAGAGUUGUUUUGUUUAACCCCGAGCCGUUGCUGCUACGUGCGGUCACCCGUCGUAUUCAACGGUUCCAGGAGCCUCCAAGCAGAUGGACGUAGGACGUCCCGUGCAUCUCACGGCUGUCCCGUGUCCACGCUGCCUCCGUGAUCCGACCACUAAGGCCACCGGCCACUGGCACUGCAGAACCUCUCCUGUGAGAGGCACCAGGGCGCUUGGCGAGCGGCGAAGCUCGGCGCUGUGCCACGCUCGUACCCCCCCCCCCCCCCCCCCGCGUCGUCCCUAUUGGGAGCAGAGCGGGGGCCUUGUACCGUUUGGGUGGGUGGGGGUUUGUUAAACGUUUUUUCCUGCGACCAGCAAUCGCUUUGUGGUGGCUGCCUCUGACGGCAUAUGCAGUCUCCCGGAGUCUUCUUCACAGCCCCCACUUUUUGCAGCGGGAGGCGCCGGGGACGAGGGUGGUGGGGUCAAAACCAGCAGCACCGUGGAACUAGGAAACACUACAGCGUUGCGUGUUCUUGUCGACCCAACGCACGGCAAACGCGUGUUGCGGUUGUUUAUUUCUGUAAGAUAUUUCCGAUCACAAACUUGCGUGUGUUCUUUUUUCACGUGGUUAUUUUCGCUGGAACAUGCAGGUGUUUGUUUGUUUUUCUUUCACGUUUUUAAUAUUUUGUUGUUGUCGUUGCCGAAGUGGUGCAGACACAGCGCGGGACCCGUUACCUCGUGGUGUUGGUGGGGUGCAGAGAGAUUUUUUUCUUUUUUUUCCGACCGGGAACAGUGCGCUGUGCGCCAAGCAUUGUGUGCGGGUUGGUUGCGAGGGUCUGUGCCGUGGAGCCAGCGCGCGCAGGGGGAUUGUGGACCAUGUCAAGGUUGCAAAAAGUGAUUCCUAAGUUUGCCUGCUCGGCGUUCAGAGCACCCGUCUCUACUACUGUUUUUAGCCGUCGCCAGAACAGAAGCUGCUCCCAAUGUUAUUACCUAUCGCCCGUUGUAGCGUUCGUUUUAUUUCCCUCACUCUAGACAGUGACCAAGACAUAGUCGAGCUUGCAAAUGGGGGAGGGGGGGGUGCUGUGGUAGACGCCGAUUGAAAAAUGCUUUAUUUUGAAAUUGUGCAGUGUCGACGGGGGUGUGAUGAGCGAGUUGGAAACAUCAACCCUGAACUGUGCGCUCUCUCGAGUGUGAGAAUAUGUACUUGUGUGCGCGAGUGCGAGAGUGUGAAUACUAGUGCGAGUGUGCGCGCGUGCGUGUGUGUAAGUGCAUGUUUGUUCUUUGCCGUCGUUGGGAAUAAUUACGGCGGCCAAUCAAUCAAAAAAUUAAGACAAAAAUUGUCAUCCAAUGUGCUAGCUUCAUCUGGUUUCUGGGGUCUCAGGUUAUCUGCAUACUGUAGAUAGAUUAGUUUUAUUUUCUGGCUCGCCCAAGCAGUCCUUGUUUUGAGGGGGGGGGGGGGGGGGGUAAUAACGUGUUACGCAUGUGUUUCCAAUAUAAUCUCUCAUAUCUGCAACUUCUGAUUACUUUUUCGGUCCAAACGUGCACUGGCCCAGCUGUAUAAUCUUCACCACGCUCCCCGUGGGUGCGUCAUAGCUCUCCGUGCCGCCCAAGUCGCUGUAAAUGUUUAAAUUGUUUUGGAUGGUGUGCAGAUGUGGGUGGCAGUGUUUGUGGGUGGUGGGCGGGGCACCCACGUGAUGUGGGAGAAGGCCUCGCACGCUCAUGAUGCGCAUUCGUCGUCAUCGCAAAUCCGCCGCACCACUGUCUUCGUCACGGGCCCCCAUGUGGGACCUCGUCGCGUUGCCAAGCCGAGGCCAAUUUCACGGUCGCCUCCAUAGCCCGGAGCUAUGGCAUCCACGAGUCGGGCAUCGGGCCACACGACAAAACAGCCCUGGGCGGACGUGACGUCCCAUCGGAAGGAGCCACCCAUGUGGCCCCGAAGGCCAUCUGCUCACUCUCCACCGAGUAGUUCAAUGCACUGCGUCUUUCAUCGCAGAUUGCUCCGUAAACUCGCUCGUUUGCUCCCUCCCUCCUCUUUGCCAUAGAGGGCCUGGGCCCCACGAGGCCGCUGAGGUGCCCAGGUGCUCGCCAGUGAGGCCCCAUCCCCUGGCUGCUGGGCCCAACACGGUUUUAGGGCGGGGGGAUGGGGGGUUGCGUUACAUCUUGGGUGGGGCGAGAGGGGUGGGCAUGUGAAAGCGGCUGCCACGGGGACUCUGUGGGCAGUGAUUUCAGUGCCAGUAUUUGUUGCCUUUUGUAAGCGAAUUAAUUGACACAAAGUACACGCAACAGAUGACGACACCGUGUUCCCCCAUGGCUUGCUAGCUUUGUUAUUUUGUUUUUGUUUUGCGUCUGUAAGAAUGUUGUACAGUUUUGCAUGAUAACGUGGGUGUAUUUUUUUUAACAUCAAAGGCACGCGGCAUAGAGAAGAGCGUUCGCUUGUAUUAAUGUUCGGAGAAAAAAAAUCACACCUUGGUUUUUAAAUGAAAUUUGCUGUAAGAAAUAUAAACUUAAAAUUGUGCUGGGGCUUUUUUUUCUUUAUUUUGCACACGAAUAUUUAUAGAGGGGUUAGUGCAUCGACAGCAGCAGGUUAAGAACACUUCGUAAUAAUGUUUGACACAAACAUGAUAUCUUAUAUUAACCAAACCUUAAAACAUUGCAAAAUAAACAUAAAAAUCGACGACC
Messenger RNA from Lethenteron reissneri (Far Eastern brook lamprey), 6448 nucleotides. RefSeq names its product serine/threonine-protein kinase MRCK alpha-like. NCBI's taxonomy places the organism in Eukaryota, Metazoa, Chordata, Hyperoartia, Petromyzontiformes, Petromyzontidae. Gene Ontology annotation, molecular function: protein serine/threonine kinase activity; ATP binding. Gene Ontology annotation, cellular component: cytoskeleton; cytoplasm. The record is from RefSeq and is a predicted model, not a curated record. Gene Ontology annotation, biological process: peptidyl-threonine phosphorylation; actomyosin structure organization.